AUGAGUUUCCUAUCAAAGAUCUCUAACUUAAGAAAAGCCACUCCCGUUGUGCCGCCAAAGCAAGAACCAGUUAGCGAUAAAAAGUCGAAUGAAGAAGAAUACACGAUAUUGCCCCGGAACUAUGUAAGAGAAGAAGAUCCAGCUGUUAGGAGAUUAAAGGAACUAAGGCGGCAAGAACUUUUGAAAAGUGGAGAGCUUUCCAAGAAGGUGCGUGGCCAAAGUAAGCCUGCUCCGACCAGAAGAAGGAAAGAUGAUGAUGAGGGAGGUUCAAUGGGAACCAAGUUUAAAAGGAAAGUAAGACCACAUUCAGCAGGGUCUUCAUUACCUACUACAAAUGCAAAGAAGGCUGAACCUUUAAAAAAGCUAAGUUUUGAUGAGCUUAUGAAGCAAGCUGAGAAUAAUGCCCAGGAGAAACCGAAUGCCAUGAAAGAGCCCUCUCCUGUAAACAGUGGGCCCCAUCGAAUCCCGAAGAGCCAAGGAACAACUCAACAAUAUGUCAAGAAAAUUGGUUUUAAGAAAGGUGCCGACAGACGUAAUAGAAACUCUACAUCACCAGUACCCGAAAUUCCAACUACAAAACCUUAUCGUGAUGAACCAGCACCUAUAAAACUCAAAACAAUGGUAAAUGGAUUUGCCAAACCUAAUGAAAAGCUAAGGCGACAAUUGGAACAGAGAAAACGAACUAUCAAACCCCGGACAGAAUAUGAAGAUGACGGGAGUGACCUUGAUGAUUUCAUUGAGGACGACACUAUGGAAUCAGAGAAUAGACGGCAAUCCCAGAGAGAUACGGGAUAUGACCGCGAUGAAAUAUGGGCUAUGUUCAACAGGGGAAAGAGACGUUCAGAUUAUGCCUUCGAUGAUAUGGAGGAUGACGACAUGGAGGCAAAUGAGAUGGAAAUCUUGGAAGAAGAAGAACAAGCUAGAAGAAUGGCAAGGCUAGAGGACAAAAGAGAAGAACAGUGGUUGAAGAGGCACGAACAGGAGAAGAAACGUCGCAAACGAAUGAAAGAUUAA
Messenger RNA from Torulaspora delbrueckii, 1014 nucleotides. It is a transcript of the gene SPT2, whose product is annotated as Spt2p. The record is from RefSeq and is a predicted model, not a curated record. The transcript has a single exon. Lineage: Eukaryota; Fungi; Ascomycota; Saccharomycetes; Saccharomycetales; Saccharomycetaceae. The coding region runs from base 1 to 1014 and encodes 337 amino acids.